ACUCUCACCUCUGACCAGUCACAAUCCUCAAUGUUUUUUCGGGAGAAUUGAAUGUUUUUUUUUUACUAAUAUUUUGUCAACUCUCUAGUUCGUAGAGAUAAGGCUCAUUCAAUCUCUUUCUCUCAUGAUUCAACUAUUUUCAGCUCUUGCAUUUAUAGUGCAUGUAAUAAACUAAUAUUAUUGUGAUUGUCUGUAUCCUACGCACGCAAUGCACUGGGAUUGACAGCUUUUUUUUUCUCCAUAAUUAGACGUGGGCAACGCCUUGUUGUGUAAAGAAAAAGAUAAUCUCUCUCUCUCUCUCUCUCUCUCUCUCUCUCUCAGUGUGUGUGCGUAGAUGGAAAAGGAAGAAGAGAGGCUGGAGCCGGCAGAGGUGGAGGAGGAAGCAGCUGCGGAAACCACUCCAUUAGUGAGAAAAUCGACAAGAAAGAGAAAUGAGAGCAAAAUGUUUGCAAAAUAUGGUGUUGAAGUUGAUGGUGGAGUGAGUAAUGGAGUCUCUGUGAAAAAUAACUACGCAAUUCUGUCUCAAAAUGAAGGACAACACCAGAAAAUGGAGGAGGCUGAAAAUGAGUCGGAAGCCAUUAAUGGUGAGCACAAAAUACAGGAGAAUGAAAGUGUUGUUGAGAAUGAAGCAGAAGCCACAAAUGGCGAGAACAAUUCAGAGAAUCUUGUUUUCCAUGACAAAGUUGAAGGUAUUUUGUCAUGGCUCCUUAUUUGUUUUUAUUGGAGUAUAUAUGAAGAAUGUGUCUGGAAAAGAUAAAAUUUUAAAAUAGUAGCUUGAUAUUCUUGUGUCUUUAACCCCACUCCAAAACCCUACCUGUCUGUAAAAUAUGUGGAAAAAAGUAAAAGGGCCCUCUUCACUAUUUAUAUUGUUUUCCAGUAUAUAUAUAUAUAGAUUAUGGCAUGUGGCCUGUUGGAAAACCUUUAUAUCUUGAUUUUAGGGAUCUGAAUCAGGUUUGCAGUUGUUGAGAGCAAAAAUAUGCAUCUGGCUGUACCAAAAAUUGGUUUUUCUAUCAAAAUUCUCUGUUGAGGUUUAGGUGUUAACCCUAUAUCUACAUAUAUGUGUAAGACGCUAAUCGUGGAAGGUCCUGCACGUACAAACCAUGACAUCUUAUCUCUUGAUCCCACUAUUCAGUCCAAUGGUACUUCUGUAGUAAACAAUCAACUCAAGGAAAAGGUGGAGGAGAAUGAUGUUCCUAGUUCAAAUCUUCCGCUUUGUGACAGUUCAUCUCAAGAAGGCUUAGGUGUUAAUCCUAUAUCUACGUAUGUUCGUAAGACGCUAAUCUUGGAACGCCCUGCACAUACAAAACAUGACGUCUCUUCUCUUGAGGGGAACGGCUUUCCUAGUUCAAAUCUUCGGCCUUCUGACAGUUCAUCAGAAGAAGAUUUGGUUGCAGGUGUUAAUUCUACAUCUACAUAUAUUAUAAGGGAGCCAUUCCUGAAAGGUCCUGCUAUUGAGUUCAAUGGUGCUUCUGUAAUAAACAAUCCACACGAGGAGGAGGUUGAGGGGAACGGCUUUCCUAGUUCAAAUCUUCGGCCUUCUGACAGUUCAUCAGAAGAAGAUUUGGUUGCAGGUGUUAAUUCUACAUCUACAUAUAUUAUAAGGGAGCCAUUCCUGAAAGGUCCUGCUAUUGAGUUCAAUGGUGCUUCUGUAAUAAACAAUCCACACGAGGAGGAGGUUGAGGGGAACGGCUUUCCUAGUUCAAAUCUUCGGCCUUCUGACAGUUCAUCAGAAGAAGAUUUGGUUGCAGGUGUUAAUUCUACAUCUACAUAUAUUAUAAGGGAGCCAUUCCUGAAAGGUCCUGCUAUUGAGUUCAAUGGUGCUUCUGUGAUAAGCAAUCAAUACGAGGAAGAGGUUGAGAGUAACGGCAUUUCUAGUUCGUUUCAAGAAGGUAGAACGAGUUAUGAGCCCUCUGAAGAGAUCAAACCUGCAGAAACAGAGCUGAUAAAUGAGGAUGAUCUGGAAAUAACAGAAUCAGACGUUGAAAGAGUAAUACAGAAGCAAACCACACAUGAUCUCUACUGUCCCAAUUGCAAGUCUUGUAUCACAAAGAGGGUGAUUCUUAGCAAAAGAAAGCGCAGGAUAAGGAUUACCGAUGAGGAGGUUAAGCGUCCCAAAACAGGAACUGCAGCCGUAGGUGCUGUUUCGUCCGAGGAUCAAGUUUAUCAAGAAGGGGGAGUUGAUAAUGACGAUGCUCAAACACCAACAAUAGAUGAAGAUGAACGUGAGAGGGGGCCUGCUAUAUUUAGAUGCUUAUCAUGCUUCAGCAUUUUCAUUCCAACUGGGGACGGGUUCAAAUUGUUCCCAUCAUUUGGUGGCAAAAGAGUGAAAGAUAAUGCACAGGACGAGCAAGCACCGGGCAUAAAAAAGAACUGGUUCGACAUAUUUAUACCAUAUAGGCAGAAAGCACCCGUUGAGAAAGGAAGUAGUUCUGAGACAAACGUGCAACAAGUUAGCUCAGCCAUUCCGUCGUCUGACCCUGCUCAUGAAAGUGGUCUACCUUUAGUUUUACAAGAUACUGGCUCACCUACUCGUGCUCCUGAACAACUUGAGGGAACUACUGGGAAAACUAAUACACACGAAGGCCGGGAUCUAACUCUUCCUGACCUAUACAAUGUUCUAAAGCUCCCGUUGUUAGUAGAUGCUAUGAAGUCCGAUGUGUUAGCCGCAGAUCAACAAAUGGAAUCAAAACCUGGCCGAGAAGUUCACACCAGUCUAGAUAAGGACAUCGUCCAGCUCUCAACGCCAUUAGUUUCAACGGCUGAAGAUGUGGAUGGCACAUUGAACAUUUCGGUAUCUAUUCCUCACGACGAGCAAGAUGUUACAGCCACUAUUGUGACUACAUCAAUCAUUGACAGCAGAAAUGUCGAUUCCAGAAGCAGUGAUAGCGGUGAGGUCUACCCUGAUGAAGUGCCUCAGCAGAUGACCACUACAACGACGUUCGAAUUCCAUCAUGACAAGCCACUCAGAACUGGGAUCACUUCAGAUAUAGGAGAUGCACCAGCUGCACAAGGUGCAGGCAACGAAACCAGAAUAACUAUAGAUACGCAUCCACCUGUGUUGCCUUGUAUUGAUGAAGGCAUAACCCCUCCUAUAGUAGUAUCCCAGUCGGGAACUCAAACUACUACUGCUGAUAGCGAAGGACGUAGAGCUAGAGAAGAACGCAAAGUUGAAGUGAUCAAAAGCAUAGUUUAUGGUGGGCUUGCAGAGACCAUGACUAGCCUUAGCGUCGUAUCAUCAGCCGCUGGUGGUGGUGCGACCACAUUGAAUGUGUUGACUCUGGGAGCUGCAAAUCUGAUUGGAGGUCUUUUUAUCAUUGCUCACAAUCUGUGGGAUUUAAGAUGUGACCGUGUCGAGGAGCAGCUCUCCAACCAAAUAACCGAGCAAGCGGAUCGUUACAGACAGCUCCUAGGCCGGAGACAGAAUUUUGCGCUGCAUGCUGUACUCGUCAUAAUAUCAUACAUCAUGUUCGGCUUGGUGCCUCCAGUUUUGUAUGGCUUCUCGUUCCGUGGGUCGGACGACAAACAGCUGAAGCUUUUGAUGGUAGCAGCAGCUUCUCUAGUCUGCAUAGUUAUGCUAACAGUUGGAAAGGUCUAUGUGCAGAGACCCCCAAAGUCUUACUUUAAAACAGUCAUGACCUUCCUGAUUCUCGGGAUCUCGGUCUCGGGUGUGUCGUAUGCCGCUGGCGGAUUAGUCGAGCGCCUGCUGGUGAAGCUCGGGCUGUUUGGGCCGAGCUCAGCAGCUCCCAACUUGUUUGUGCCGGAGAUGACACCAGUUGGCUCAGGAUGGGCCUCUUACUGAGUGCUCUCUCUAGUUACGUGUUCAGUUGAAUAAUGGAGGUUGGCGAUUUUGUUGGAACUGGAAUAAGUCUUAGCUAGUCAUGGAGCCCCUCUAUAUAGUCAUUGUAUUUUUGUUGUUGUAUUUAUAUCUUGCACUUGGAACUCUUCUCUUUUCUCAUAAAAUUUGAUGUCUCUACUGUGCA
Salvia miltiorrhiza (redroot sage) is the source of this 3980-nucleotide messenger RNA. Its product is annotated as membrane protein of ER body-like protein. The transcript is spliced from 13 exons. Bases 1058 to 3799 code for a protein of 913 amino acids. The record is from RefSeq and is a predicted model, not a curated record. Lineage: Eukaryota; Viridiplantae; Streptophyta; Magnoliopsida; Lamiales; Lamiaceae.